Sesamum indicum (sesame) is the source of this 446-nucleotide messenger RNA. Its product is annotated as Ribosomal L29 family protein. Gene Ontology annotation, biological process: translation. Gene Ontology annotation, molecular function: structural constituent of ribosome. The record is from RefSeq and is a predicted model, not a curated record. Lineage: Eukaryota; Viridiplantae; Streptophyta; Magnoliopsida; Lamiales; Pedaliaceae. Gene Ontology annotation, cellular component: ribosome; chloroplast.
GAAAAAAGGAAAAGUUAAAGAAGUCUUAUCCAGUAGACAACUCUCAAGUGCAAUCCAGUAGACGAAGAGCAAAGCAGAGGGUAGCAGCCAUGGCGAGCCUCUCCAUUUCGACCCUCACCUUCCCUUCCAAGUCCAAUCUCACUAAACCCUCUUCCUCCUCCGCCUUCCACGGCGUUAGGAUAGUGCAUUUGUGCCCCACGCGCCGCCCCAGUGUCUCUUCCGUUCGGGCUUCUCAUCCACCUUCGUCGUCUGUGGUGAUGAUGGCGAAAAAAGAGGAGGAAUUGAAGGAAAUCAGAGCCAAGUCCACUGAAGAGCUAAAUGAGGAAAUAGUGGACCUUAAAGGAGAGCUUUUCAUGCUCCGCCUCCAGCGCUCUGCCCGGAAUGAGUUUAAGUCCAGCGAAUUUCGCCGCAUGCGCAAAAGGAUAGCUCGCAUGCUUUAAGAGGGA